AUGCAGUCACCACGGCAACAGCAGCGUAGCAAGAGCCUGUGGGAGGUGCUUGGCAUCAAUUCGGUGGAUACCACUGAGCAGCAGCUCGUCGCACGGCGGGUUGUAGUGGUAGGUGAUGCGCUCAGUGGAAAGCGCACAUUUACUAGUCGCCUCUUUACUGCCGCAACGCAACAGUUUCCAACAUCCUCCACGCCAUCAUCAUCAUUGCAUCCCGCCAACAGUACCACCGGUGGCUCUACCUUUUCUCCACGGGCGUGGAGGGAGGGCUCCGAGGUGGGCAGUGGCAUUGCAACGGCUGCACCAGGAACAACAGCGGCAGCAGCUGACAGCUCCAUCUCACUGCGGUCGCCAACGACACACACCACACCAAACCUCGCGCACUUUCCGCAUGGCGCUGGCAUCGCCCAUGCUUUUGUCCAGCAGCGCAUCCCGGCGAACCGCAGCACACUUGCCAUCUUCACGGACGACGUCAUGAGCAGCAGUGGCAUGUACGGCGGAGCCGGUCCCGGUGUUCUUGGGGGUGGCGUGCGCCGUGUAAUGACGGAGUUCUUUUGCUGCGAUGCCCCUGGUGCAUUAGCUAUGGCGCUCCCAACGGUGGAGGCGUUGGAAACGAGUGUGGUACUUGUCCUUGUUGACGCCAGCACGCCGUGGCGACUGCAGAGUCAGCUGCGGCGGUGGUAUGGCUACUUGAACGCCCAUGUCGCACAGAUGCUGCAGGUGGAGCUGCCGAAGCAGGACGAGGUUCGCCGCAUGCAUAUGAUUGAGCAGCAGCAGCGUUUCUGGCACGCGCAGCAGCAGGCGCUGGGCGCCGAGCGGCGACGAUGGAGCCAGCGUGAGGGGCCGUGCGAAGAGAGGGGCAGCAACGUCGGUAGUGAAGGCACGUCACUGCCAAUGUUGCAGAUGCCGAAAGACGGCAUCUCGCCACUCCGCACCAUUCUUGUGUGCAGCAAAACGGAUCAGCUAGAGAAGCUCUCGCGGGAGGUGGAGAAGUCGUGCCGUGGGGGCUCCUUGGCAGAUGCCAGUGGCAGCAGCAACGCAAGGGAGUCGAUGAGUACAGCCACCACAGCCGCAGGAGCGGCGGCAGCGGCACCUUGGGUCUCGAGUGGUGUACGCUCGACGUUACGCACGACGGGCCUCUCCUUGCUUCAGCUCGUGGGACAGCUGCUGCGGAAGGAGGCAAUUGAGCACCAGAGCGGCCUUGUAGGCGUCGGAAGCCGCGUGAAUACCACCGCCACAUCGUCGAUGUCGCCACCCCCACAGACCACAUCUGCACAAAACUUCAGUAUUAGCAGUGUGUCUGCUAGUGUUUCUGCGAGGCUGCAUGAUGAGUCUGCCACGGUAUCGCCACAGCGGAGCCACAACACCUUUGUCCACCCUUUCUACAAGGGUUUGUGGUCGUAUAUUUUCCAGCUGCUCUACGAGCUGCCUGUGGCACACUGUAGCAUGGCUGCGCCCGAUGUCCCUGUUGCGUAUGGCCCCGAUGACAAUGAUGGCAACGGGUCGGUGGUUGGCACCAGUGUUGAGAGCUCUGUGCUAAGGGAGCGCGCGCCGCCGUGGGUGCCGCUCUCGGAGGAAAUUGAGAUGCAGCUGUCGUCGCGCUUCCACCCACACGCCUUUCUGCCGCACGGCGUGGACCACUUGGAGCUGCUUAGCCCCUUCGUCACCUCCACAGACGCCUUUACGCUCGAGAGUGUGUUCGCCGGUGGGGUGGAGGAUACAGAAGAGGGUGAGGGUGGCGUUCUGUGUCUUCACGACAAGUACAUGCAGCAGAUAGAGGGUGUGCUGGCCACUGUGGGGCCUGACGAUGAUGCGAUGAUCUGGGACAAACUGUAG
Molecule: messenger RNA, 1833 nt
Organism: Trypanosoma grayi
Lineage: Eukaryota; Euglenozoa; Kinetoplastea; Trypanosomatida; Trypanosomatidae
Exons: 1
Coding region: 1-1833 (610 amino acids)
Biological process (GO): microtubule cytoskeleton organization; microtubule-based movement
Cellular component (GO): cytoplasmic dynein complex; centrosome
Molecular function (GO): dynein heavy chain binding
Source: RefSeq, a predicted model, not a curated record